GGCCUCCCAGUUCACACUCGACACUUCACUCUCUCUCUCUCUCUCUCUCUGUGACAACCAUGCCCAACCACCACCACCUCCUCCACACUCCUCUCCGCCCAUCCUCCUCCUCUUCUUCCUCUAACCAAUCCUUCACCUCGAAGCUUAUCCUCCUCCUCACUCUCCUCCCUCUUUCUCUUGCCGCCUUGGCCUUUGUUCUCCAAUGGAAAGGUGAUCGAGGUCUCGCCGAUCCCACCACCGUUACUGCUCGAUGGGCUCCUCAAGGUUCCCACAACCACGAUAUCUUCCCGGGCAUGGAAUCCUCUGCUUCAAUUUUUUCUCCUAAACCUACCCACCCAUCUGAUUGCUUCUCUCUUGCCCGUAGUGGAUCCCCAUCUUUCCCCUACUUUCGUGAUUGGAAGUUUGAUUUCGAGGCCAAUUUGAGGCCUAAGAUAUGCAUUACAACAAGUACAUCUGCAGGCUUAGAUCAGAUUCUUCCAUGGAUGUUUUAUCAUAAGGUUAUCGGGGUGACAACCUUUUUCCUUUUUGUGGAAGGAAAGGCAGCAUCACCUAGUGUAUCUAAAGUUCUUGAAUCUAUUCCUGGAGUAAAAGUGAUAUUUAGAACAAGAGAGCUAGAGGAGCAACAGGCUAAAAGCCGGAUCUGGAAUGAGACAUGGCUGUCAAGUUUCUUUUACAAGCCGUGCAAUUAUGAGCUGUUUGUGAAACAAUCUCUCAAUAUGGAAAUGGCUAUUGUCAUGGCAAGGGAUGCAGGCAUGGACUGGAUACUUCAUCUUGACACGGAUGAACUGAUACAUCCUGCUGGUUCUAGUGAAUAUUCUUUGAUACAAUUACUGCUGGAUGUUCCUGGGAAUGUAGAUAUGGUUAUUUUUCCAAAUUAUGAGAGUAGUGUUGAAAGAGAUGAUGUUAAGGAUCCCUUUAGCGAGGUUUCAAUGUUCAAAAAGAAUUAUGAUCAUCUCCCAAAGGAUACAUACUUUGGCAUGUAUAAGGAAUCAACUCGUGGUAAUCCCAACUACUUCUUAACUUAUGGAAAUGGGAAAUCAGUAGCUCGAAUUCAAGAUCAUCUCCGUCCUAAUGGUGCACACCGAUGGCACAACUACAUGAAAACUCCCAAUGAGGUGAAAUUGGAAGAGGCUGCAGUUCUACAUUACACUUAUGCCAAAUUCUCAGACUUGACUUCCAGACGUGAUCGGUGCGGCUGCAAGCCUACAAAGGAGGAUGUCAAAAGAUGCUUUAUGUUGGAAUUUGAUAGAGCUGCAUUCAUAAUAGCAUCAACAGCUACAGAGGAGGAAAUGCUAAACUGGUACCGUGAACACAUUGUGUGGGGUGAUAAAGACCUAAAAUUGAAACUCUUGAGAAAGGGCAUUUUAACUCGCAUAUAUUCUCCCAUGGCCAUGAUACAAGCUUUAAGGGAGUCUGGGGUAUUCAGUUCUAUUAUUGCGUCUGCUCAAACAACUAUUUCAAAAGACAAGUUUUUAGCAUCAAUUGAUAAAAGCAACUCAUCCAGAGCUGUUGCCUCUGAAUCGCUACCAUCAAGAAAGAUUGGAAGAAACAGAGAGCAUCAGGCAGCUGCUAGGAAGAUUUUGGGUUUAGAAGUUACAUCUCAUGAAGCAGCUGUUCCGCCAUUGUCUCCUCCAGGAGCGAAUGAUGACUCCCUUGUGGAAGUGUGAUCCAAUUUUGGCAUGAUUGCUUCUUCUUCUCAUUCCUGUUCAAAUAGGUGUGACCAUUCUGGUCUAAUUUGCUUGAAGGGAAGAAUCAGGAGAGAAAAGGAAAAGCAAGCAGGCCUUUAGUUGCAUUAUUAGUUCGGUUCAGUUGGUUCUUCCCGAUCAUGAUCCAAGCGCUUGUGUACGUUCUUUAGGAGAGAGAUUUAUGGCCUGGCAACUUUAAAAGAAGUACUCAGAUAGCUUAUUAUUUUCAUGUAUAGAAACCACAGUGUUGACAGUCAAGUAUUGUAACUAUCAUUAGUUCAUUGUGUGGAAAUUCAAGAGACAAAAUAACUUGUGGAAGUCUCAUGAGACUUGAGAGGAUAUGCAUUUGCCUAUGUCUUUUAACUUUUUGUAAUUGAGAGAAUGUAUAUGAUCUCCCUUUGAUUUAAAAUGAACCAACGUUAUCUUGUUUCU
Hevea brasiliensis (rubber tree) is the source of this 2117-nucleotide messenger RNA. Its product is annotated as glycosyltransferase-like KOBITO 1. The transcript has 11 exons. NCBI's taxonomy places the organism in Eukaryota, Viridiplantae, Streptophyta, Magnoliopsida, Malpighiales, Euphorbiaceae. The record is from RefSeq and is a predicted model, not a curated record. Bases 60 to 1667 code for a protein of 535 amino acids. Gene Ontology annotation, biological process: cellulose biosynthetic process; response to abscisic acid.